AUGACUCUCAACCUGCUGGUCAUCAUCUCUGUCUCUCACUUCAGGCAGCUCCAUACUCCCACCAACCUCCUCAUCCUCUCUCUGGCGGUCUCUGACUUCUCCGUGGGCCUCCUGGUUGUCUUCCAGAUUUUAUUCCUGGAUGGCUGCUGGUAUCUGGGUGACCUGUUGUGUGUUUUUUACUAUGUCUUAGAUAUUGUUGUCACGAGCUCCUCCGUGGGAAACAUGGUUCUCAUCUCAGUUGAUCGUUACGUAGCGAUUUGUCACCCUCUGCAUUAUGCCUCCAAAGUCACUCUGAGCAGAGCUCGGCUGGCCGUGUCCCUCUGCUGGAUCUGCUCUCUCUUCUAUGACUUUGUGCUACUGAAUGAAAACCUUAAGCAUCCAGGAAAGUUCAACUUGUGCCUGGGCGAGUGUGUGAUUGGCGUCAGCAGCGCGGAAGCCGUCACAGAUCUGCUUGUCACGCUGGUCAUCCCCAUCACGGCCAUCACGGUCCUGUGUGCGCGGGUGUUUGUGGCGGCCGUGUCUCAGAUUCGGGCCGUCCGGCCUCGAGCUGCCGGUCAUACUCAGAGCGGCGGCAUGACCGUGAGGAAGUCUGAGCUGAGAGCGGCCCGGACCCUCGGCGUGGUCGUUGUGGUUUUUCUCACAUGUCUCCUGCCAUAUUACUGUGUCAUUCUGGAAGGCCCCGCCAGCUUCGUCAGCCUGUCAUCUGUUGUUUUUUUCACAUAUUUGUUCUACCUGAACUCCUGCUUAAACCCUCUGAUCUACGCCCUCUUCUACCCCUGGUUCAGAAAGUCUGUGAAGAUCAUUGUGACGCUUCAGGUUCUGAAGCCUGGCUCUCGAGACAUAAAAAUGAUGUGAUGCUCCAAAAGGGAAGUUGUGUCAUUUUUAUUAUUUUUAAUAACUUUCUGUAUCUUAUAUGUCCGUUUUAUUUAUAGAAUUGAACUUUAUUCAUCUCACAGUUAAGACAUUUACCAACACAAAGGAAAAACAAGUAACAAAUCACAUCUCAAUCCAAAUAAGCCAACAAAUAAAUGAAUACAUUUUAUGACUUGAAACAGAAAGAAAGUG
This is a messenger RNA of Oryzias melastigma (Indian medaka), 1065 nucleotides long. RefSeq names its product trace amine-associated receptor 13c-like. Bases 1 to 855 code for a protein of 284 amino acids. NCBI's taxonomy places the organism in Eukaryota, Metazoa, Chordata, Actinopteri, Beloniformes, Adrianichthyidae. Gene Ontology annotation, cellular component: membrane. The record is from RefSeq and is a predicted model, not a curated record. Gene Ontology annotation, molecular function: trace-amine receptor activity. The transcript is spliced from 2 exons. Gene Ontology annotation, biological process: G protein-coupled receptor signaling pathway.